Molecule: messenger RNA, 1152 nt
Organism: Halichondria panicea
Lineage: Eukaryota; Metazoa; Porifera; Demospongiae; Suberitida; Halichondriidae
Product: vesicle-associated membrane protein/synaptobrevin-binding protein-like
Exons: 9
Coding region: 168-1001 (277 amino acids)
Biological process (GO): endoplasmic reticulum membrane organization
Cellular component (GO): plasma membrane; endoplasmic reticulum membrane
Molecular function (GO): FFAT motif binding
Source: RefSeq, a predicted model, not a curated record
UCAUGUGAAAGGUCACGUGAGUCAGUCUAAGCAAAAACGCGUCCGAUUGUAAGUUUAAUAAGUACGUGUGUGUGUGCAUAGAUAACAAGGAAAGUACGUGCUUAUAGAAGAAGAGACCUCUAGUGGAUUGGAAGGUUCCGUAGCUCUAGGACAGGAGAAAAGACAAGAUGGCAGAAAAAAAGCAGCAAAUUCUGGACUUGGAUCCUUCCAGUGAAAUGGUUUUCAAAGGUCCAUUCACUGAUGUGGUGACGGCAACCCUUAAAUUGUCUAAUCCUACUAAUGACACGGUGAUAUUCAAGGUUAAGACGACGGCCCCCAAGCAGUACUGUGUUCGUCCCAACAGUGGCAUGCUUAACCCACACGAGAGUGCAGACAUUGCUGUGAUGCUGCAACCGUUUGACCCGCACGCAACGGACACACAGAAGCACAAGUUUAUGGUUCAGACGAUGAUAGCUCCCAACGAUUUCACAAUGGAACAACUAGACAACGUGUGGAAGCUAGCAUCAAAGGGUGAUCUCAUGGACUCAAAGCUCAAAUGCACCUUUGUGGAUGUCUCUCCAGAAGAACAGCCAAACAGCGAGGAAACUGUGACCACCUCUAAAGUACAGGGUGGCGAGUCAGCAGAUGUUGGUGAUAUCUUUUCAAGCAGCACUGUGGAAACACCCAAACCAGCCUCCUCCGAAGAACGAACUCCUCCCUCCCAGCCCACAGCCGGCUCCACCCCAGGACCACAGAAACAGGACAAGAAUCAGAUUGAGAGGGAAACUAUGGAAACAAAAGUGAGACAACUUCAGCAGAAGCUAGACAAGCUGACGACAGAAAACACUCAGUUGAAGGGAGAGGCCAAUAAACUGAAGCAGAGGGUGGCAACGGCUGGAUCUGCUGCAGCUGGCAAGAUAAAGCCACAGAUAUCACACAGCUCAUCUUCUCUGAAUAUAGUAGCUAUUAUGCUAAUUCUAGUGGCUAUUAUUCUGGGAUAUUUAGUUGGAAAAUGGCUGUGAUAGACUCACCUUUUUUUUCUUUGUGUGUUUCUAGCUAGACUGGAACAGGAUUAAAGAGGCUAAAAAAUUAUGACUGCCAGUUAAUUUGAGUUAAUUGUCUUCAUGUUCUAUGUGUCAUAGAGACUGUUUUACAUGUGAUUUGCUCAUCGCA